This is a messenger RNA of Melanaphis sacchari, 1410 nucleotides long. RefSeq names its product DNA/RNA-binding protein KIN17 (gene kin17). Gene Ontology annotation, molecular function: double-stranded DNA binding. The transcript has 2 exons. The record is from RefSeq and is a predicted model, not a curated record. Gene Ontology annotation, cellular component: nucleus. Gene Ontology annotation, biological process: DNA replication; DNA damage response. Lineage: Eukaryota; Metazoa; Arthropoda; Insecta; Hemiptera; Aphididae. The coding region runs from base 159 to 1337 and encodes 392 amino acids.
ACUAUAACUUCCAAGUUCUAAUACUACGAGUUUACUGAUCAAACAGUGGCAAAACUGAAAAUAUAAAAAUAUUAUAGUUUUAACUGUUUUAAUAAUUAUUAUAGUACUUUAAUUAGUAGUUUCCUAUCGGACGUGGUAAUAACUAUUGUGAACUAACAAUGGGUAAAGGUCGAGCAGAACCAGGAACACCAAAAUAUAUAGCUAACAAGAUCAAGUCUAAAGGAUUACAAAAACUAAGAUGGUUUUGUCAGAUGUGCAACAAACAGUGUCGGGACGAAAAUGGCUUCAAAUGUCAUACAAUGUCUGAAUCACAUCAACGGCAACUGUUAUUAUUUGCAGACAACGCCGGACGUUACCUAAGUGAAUUUAGUUAUGAAUUCUCCAAGGGAUUUUUAUUCCUUUUGAAACGACAAUUUGGUACUAAAAGAGUAAAAGCGAACAAAGUAUACCAGGAAUACAUUUCAGAUCGAAACCAUCUGCACAUGAAUGCCACUCAGUGGACAACUCUAACCGGAUUUGUCAAAUGGCUUGGGAAAACAGGUAAAUGUGUGGUUGAUGAGACAGAUGAAGGAUGGUUUAUAACGUACAUUGACCGUGAUCCAGCAACAAUCGAACUUGAAGAAAAAAUGAGAAGAAAAGAAAAAGCAGAAAAAGAUGACAAAGAACGUGAAAUGGACUUUUUGCAACGUCAAAUUCGAGAAGGCCAAAAAAAAGAAUCUACCGAGAAACAAACUGAAGAUGACAAUACCAAACAACUUAUUCGGGAAGAAGAUGAAAAAUUGUCUUUGAAUUUAAAAAUUGAUACUUUCAAAAAACCAACUGUUGCCCCAAUCAAAAAUGUUUUAAGUACAGCUGGUUCUGAUCGCAUGUCUAUGAUAUCUAAAUCAAGCAGUCGUAAAUCUGAGAAACGAAAAAUAUCUGCUCUUGAAGAAAUAAUCCAACAAGAGACUAAAAAGAAGAAUUAUAUGAGAAAAGAUUAUUGGCUUUUAGAAAAUAUUGUUGUAAAAGUAACCACUAAAACUUUAGGUCUAGAAUAUUUAGGAAAAAAAGGAAUCGUUCUUAAAGUAAUCGACAAAUAUGGUUGCAUGGUAAAAUUAUUUGAUCCAAAAGUGAAAUUGAAAUUGGAUCAAAAUCAUGUUGAAACUGUUAUACCAAAUGUUGGUGGCAGAGUAAUAGUAGUGAAUGGUAUGCAUGUUGGACGAGAAGCGGAAAUAAUUAAAAUAGAUUCAGAUAAUUUUUGUGUUGAUAUCAAGCUCAAAAGUGGACCAGCUAUUGGUAAAAUCAUAACACGUUUACCAUUUGAAGAUAUAUGUAAACAACAUAUAGCAGAAUCAUAGUUUUUAAGUGUAGUAAUAAAACAAAAUUGUAAAUAAUGUGUAAAUUUUCAAAAAAUAAAUAAGUAUAAUAAGA